Cygnus olor (mute swan) is the source of this 2169-nucleotide messenger RNA. It is a transcript of the gene UTP15, whose product is annotated as UTP15 small subunit processome component. Gene Ontology annotation, biological process: positive regulation of transcription by RNA polymerase I; rRNA processing. The record is from RefSeq and is a predicted model, not a curated record. Bases 173 to 1735 code for a protein of 520 amino acids. Lineage: Eukaryota; Metazoa; Chordata; Aves; Anseriformes; Anatidae. The transcript has 12 exons. Gene Ontology annotation, molecular function: protein binding. Gene Ontology annotation, cellular component: nucleolus.
CGAUGACGCGCGCGUGCGCAGAGCGCACCGCCUCUCCGCGAGGUGCGAGCGGGGGCCGACAUGGCGGCGGCAGCGCAGAGCGGCGGGAAACGCGGUCUCUGAGGCGGCCCCGAGCCUCCCCUCCCUCCCCUCCUCUCCCCUCACCGAGCCUUCCUCAGCGCCUCGCCCCGCCAUGGCGUCCUACAAGCCCGUGGUGGUGCCGGCGGUGCCCAAGCUCGGGGAGAAGGUGACGCAGGACACGCUGUACUGGCGGGGGUACAAGACGCCUGUUCAGAUAAAGGAAUUUGGUGCAGUAAAUAAAAUCGACUUCUCCCCAGUUCCUCCAUAUAACUAUGCUGUUACAGCCUCCUCAAGGAUCCAUAUUUACGGUCGUUAUUCUCAGGAACCGAUCAAAACGUUUUCUCGCUUCAAAGAUGCUGCCUAUUGUGCCACAUACAGGGAUGAUGGCAAACUGCUUGUUGCUGGCAGCGAGGAAGGUAGCAUUCGUCUCUUUGACAUUAGUGGAAGAGCACCCCUGAGGCAAUUUGAUGGUCAUACUAAAGCUGUUCAUGUGGUGGGCUUCCUCUCUGAUAAAUACCGAAUAUUUUCUGGUGGUGAUGAUUAUUCAUCAAAUUUGUGGGAUAUUCCAAGUGCUACAGAAAUUGUGACAUACACUGAACAUACAGACUAUGUGAGAUGUGGCUGUGCAAGUAAAUUGAAUGGAGAUGUCUUUAUAACAGGUUCCUAUGAUCACACUGUGAAAGUGUUUGAUGCAAGAACAAAAAGUAGUGUCAUGACAAUAGAACAUGGCCACCCAGUGGAGAGUGUGCUUCUUUUCCCUUCAGGAGGACUAUUAGUGUCUGCAGGAGGACGUUAUGUCAAAGUCUGGGAUGUAUUGAAAGGCGGACAAUUACUAGUUUCACUUAAAAAUCAUCAUAAAACUGUAACUUGUUUAUGCCUGAACAGCUCUGGACAAAGGUUAUUAUCAGGAUCCCUGGACAGGCACGUGAAGAUUUACAGUACAACUUCCUACAAAGUAGUCCACAGCUUUAACUACGCAACAUCUAUCCUCAGUCUUGCAUUGUCACCUGAAGAUGAAACUAUAGUUGUAGGCAUGACCAAUGGGGUGCUAAAUGUUAAACACAGAAAACCUGAAGAAAGCAAAGAAAAGUCUCAAAAGAAGAGACAACCAGCAUAUAGAACCUAUGUGAAAGGAAGAAAUUACAUGCCAAAACAGGAGGAUUUCUUUGUCAGUAAGCCUGCAAAGUGUGUUUUGAGGAAAUACGACAAGCUACUGAAGGGCUUUCAGUCAUCCAAGGCCCUUGAUGCAGUAUUGGAGCCACACAUCAGGCUUUAUACCCCUGAAGUUACGGUUGCAGUUAUGCAGGAACUAAACCGCAGAGGAACACUAAGGAGCGCGCUUGCAGGCCGAGACGAGAAGCAAAUUAGUCUCCUCCUUACCUUUGUGACAAGGCGUGUAAUUGAACCUAGAUUUACUCCAAUACUGGUAACUGUCGCAGAUAUGAUCACUGAUAUUUAUCAGCCUGUGCUUGGACAGUCAGCAGUUGUAGAUAAACAAUUCUUGAGGCUUCAGGAAGCCAUAGGAAGAGAGAUUGACUAUCAAGAGGAACUACUAGAAGUUUUAGGAAUGAUGGAUGCACUAUUUGCUACUUUGACUAAGAAAAAAGCUACGUAUCUAGAAGAGAACAAAAGUAAUGGUCUUACAAAUACUCCGGAUCAAGAUAUGUGUAACUAACUGAUGUCCACCACAACAAAAACUAUAUGGACUUGAAAUAGAUGACCUGUUCUCCUGAUAAGUUUUUAUAAUAGUGACUUUCAAAAUAAGCCCCUCUCUGCACAAGUUCUGUCUUGCAGGAUGUGUUUUUGAAGAGGACAUUAUAGAAGACAGAGGAAGAAGGACUUUUUCAGGGUUCUCCAUGUAAUAUUUUUUGAACAACUGAAUUUUAAACUUUUAUUCCAAAGCUAUUUAACUUUUAAUGAGUGUAUUGUGCAUCCAGUACUAAGUCAUGAUUUGAUUUUGGAAGAACAAUCAGUAAUUUUUACUGUUUGUUUACUAGAAAAUAAUUACAAGUUUGUCUAAUUUUAACAUGUCAUCAUCCUUAUUUAAGGUUAGUGUCCCAUCUCAGGUACUUGGACACAGGAAUAAAACCAUGUAUGUAUUUGAUAUAA